AUGCCCUAUCAGCCUAUGAUGAUUAUGGAUAGUGGAGCAGUCAAGAAGUACCCCACGAACAGGAUGCUCGGCCAACGGCAAGUUACAGAUGGCAAGGCCGGUGAGUAUGUGUGGCAAACGUACGAGGAAGUGUACCAGAAGGUCAUGAGGAUUGGAUCAGCCAUCAGAAGCUUGGGCGUAGAGCCGGGAGCUCACUGUGGCAUAUAUGGAUCCAACUGCCCGGAAUGGGUUAUGGCCAUGCAGGCAUGCAACAGUCAAGGAAUAUGUUAUGUGCCACUGAAUGACACCCUCGAUAGUAGCAGUAGUCCCUAA
This is a messenger RNA of Miscanthus lutarioriparius, 312 nucleotides long. The record is from the annotation of a GenBank genome assembly. NCBI's taxonomy places the organism in Eukaryota, Viridiplantae, Streptophyta, Magnoliopsida, Poales, Poaceae.